Messenger RNA from Candidozyma haemuli, 303 nucleotides. RefSeq lists its product as uncharacterized. The record is from RefSeq and is a predicted model, not a curated record. Bases 1 to 303 code for a protein of 100 amino acids. The transcript has a single exon. Lineage: Eukaryota; Fungi; Ascomycota; Pichiomycetes; Serinales; Metschnikowiaceae. Gene Ontology annotation, cellular component: endoplasmic reticulum.
AUGAUACGUCUUUCAACUCGCAUACUAACGUGUCCAGUUAGAUCAACAACGCCAACUUUCCAAUGGUAUGUGAAAAAGCAAGUGCUUGAUUUCGUCAACAAAAUUCUAACCUACCAGCCUCUUCAAACCCCAAAGCAAAGGCAAGCUAACGCCAAGUUUGCAAAGAAGAAUGUCAACAAGCAGGGUAAACCAAGAGACACACAAAAGAAGACCGAGUUCCCUGUUUCCAAAACAUGGAUUUUCGUCUUGGCUUUCUUGAUCUGCGGUGGAGCAGUCUUGGAAUUGGUCAGAAUGUUCUUCUAA